Molecule: messenger RNA, 1162 nt
Organism: Malaclemys terrapin pileata
Lineage: Eukaryota; Metazoa; Chordata; Testudines; Emydidae
Product: C-X-C motif chemokine 11-like
Exons: 4
Coding region: 86-367 (93 amino acids)
Biological process (GO): chemokine-mediated signaling pathway; cellular response to lipopolysaccharide; neutrophil chemotaxis
Cellular component (GO): extracellular region
Molecular function (GO): CXCR chemokine receptor binding; chemokine activity
Source: RefSeq, a predicted model, not a curated record
GCUCCCUCUGAACCCCACACCACAUCUACUUGUCUCCAACUGAGCAACAAGUGGAAGAGGAGCAGCACCAGCUACAGAGCUGAACAUGAAGUCUCUUAUUCGUCUCUCACUCCUGCUUCUCCUGGCUGCAGUUCUGGUGCAAGGAAUGCCAACCUCCAGCAGAGGACGCUGUCUUUGUGUAACAGCUGGUAUACGUUCAAUCCACCCAAAAUAUAUUGCAAAGGUUGAAAUAUAUGGGCAAAGCAGCAGUUGUCAGCAAAUCGAAGUGAUUGUCACACUGAGAGAGAGCGGGCAAAGAAAAUGUCUGAACAGCAAAUCCAAGCAAGCAUCACGCCUGAUACAGAAAUUCUUGAGGAGAAGUAAGUAACAGCAGCGACCCGAAAGGAAGACUGUGCAAAACUACUAGUGAACAUGACUGCUCAUGCCAUUUAUCUGCUCACAACAAGGCAAGCACCCAACCAGCCGGACUCGUCACUGGAGUGCUAUUCCAUAGCUUCUAGCCAAGAAAGUACAUCAUGAUGUGUGAUCAGCCCCACAGCAGAUAAAAUAUUUGCAACUGUUUUUCUGUGUCAACAUCUGUCAUCAUUUUGACUGCUAUUGUCAGGGUUUUUGUUAUCAGGCACUUGACCUCAGCCAAAGCAGAUUUGCUAAGACGUGGAAAAAAAAGUAGGUCCUCUCUGAUAUGCAUUUAUCUUAGAGAUACUGUAGAACUCCGUCCCAAAGAAACCAGUUGAGUCUUUUGGGUCAAUCAUUUAUAUUCUAUGAAUAUUCAGGAAUAGCAUUCUCCUUUUUUAAAAAAUAUGCAAGGGAAACCCCCAUUUAGAUAAAAAUAGCUUGAUGCAAACUAACAAAAGCCAGCAAACUCAAGGUCAGAGUUUUAAAGCUUGGUUUAACUCAAAGUACUGGUUUAUUAGUUUCAUAAGAGAGUUUAAGAGGAAUUGUCACCCUCCGUUUUGGAUUUUUAUCUUCCAUCAGUUUAUAUCAUACUGACUGUAACAUUGAGACAAUUUGUCAUGAAUAGUAAGUAUGGAUGUACAAUCAUUUCAAAAGACAUACUUUGAAAUACAUAAAGGUACAUUUUGUUUUUUGUCUGAGACUGUAGAUUUUUUUUUAAACAUUGAACUAAUAUCUUGAAUUUGCACAAGUGUUUUGUAAAUAAAUA